Molecule: messenger RNA, 1680 nt
Organism: Arabidopsis arenosa
Lineage: Eukaryota; Viridiplantae; Streptophyta; Magnoliopsida; Brassicales; Brassicaceae
Source: the annotation of a GenBank genome assembly
AAAAACCCAAAUCACAAAUCUUCAAAUCCAUAAUUGACAAAAUCGUCGCUUUUGUUAAUGGGUGUUUUCUCCAAUCUUCGAGGUCCUAAAAUUGGAUCGACCCAUGAAGAAUUGCCUGUAGCCAAUGGCUCUUCUUCUUCUUCGUCUACUUCCUCUUUCAAGCGUAAAGUCUCGACCUUGUUGCCAAUCUGCGUGGCUCUGGUUAUCAUCAUCGAGAUCGGGUUCCUGUGUCGGCUCGAUAACGCUCCUUUGGUCGAUACGUUGACCCAUUUUUUCACCAAGUCGUCGUCCGAUUUGAAAGUCGGGUCGGGAAUGGAGAAAUGCCAGGAGUGGUUAGAGAGAGUGGAUUCAGUGACUUAUUCUAGAGAUUUCAGUAAAAAUCCAAUCUUUAUCGCUGGUAGUAACAAGGAGUUCGAAUCGUGUUCUGUUGAUUGUGUUAUGGGAUUCAGUUCAGAUAAGAAACCCGAUGCCGCUUUUGGAUUAAGUCAUCAACCUGGAACACUCAGUAUAAUCCGUUCCAUGGAAUCGGCACAGUACUACCAAGAGAACAAUCUUGCUCAAGCACGACGGAGAGGUUAUGAUAUUGUGAUGACAACUAGUCUGUCAUCAGAUGUUCCUGUUGGGUAUUUUUCAUGGGCGGAAUAUGAUAUUAUGGCUCCAGUGUAUCCAAAGACCGAGAAAGCUCUUGCUGCUGCUUUUAUAUCCAAUUGUGCGGCUCGGAAUUUCCGCCUGCAAGCUCUUGAAGCCUUAAUGGAGGCGAAUGUUAAGAUUGAUUCUUAUGGUGGUUGUCACCGGAAUCGGGAUGGGAGUGUGGAGAAGGUUGAAGCUCUUAAGCACUACAAAUUCAGUCUAGCUUUUGAGAACACCAACGAGGAGGAUUAUGUCACAGAGAAGUUCUUCCAAUCUCUAGUUGCUGGAUCUGUCCCUGUGGUUGUUGGAGCUCCAAAUAUAGAAGAAUUUGCACCUUCUCCUGACUCAUUCCUUCACAUUAAGCAGAUGGAUGAUGUCAAGGCAGUUGCAAAGAAAAUGAAGUAUCUUGCGGAUAACCCUGACGCCUAUACUCAGACGCUAAGAUGGAAACACGAAGGCCCUUCAGAUUCUUUUAAGGCACUUAUUGAUAUGGCUGCUGUACACUCUUCUUGUCGUCUCUGCAUCUUUGUGGCUACAAGGAUUCAUGAGCAAGAAGAGAAGAGCCCUGAGUUUAAGAGACGACCCUGCAAAUGCACCAGGGGCUCACAGACAGUUAAUCAUUUGUAUGUUAGAGAGAGGGGACGGUUUGACAUGGAAUCCAUCUUCUUGAAGGAUGGAAAUCUGACUCUGGAAGCUCUGAAAUCUGCAGUACUUGAAAAGUUCAAGUCUCUGAGACAUGAACCGAUAUGGAAGAAGGAAAGACCCGCGACCUUAAGAGGAGACGGUGAACUUAGAAUACAUGGGAUAUAUCCGCUUGGUCUGACUCAAAGACAAGCCCUUUACAACUUCAAAUUCGAAGGAAAUUCAAGUCUCAGUACUCACAUACAGAGAAACCCUUGUCCCAAAUUCGAAGUUGUCUUUGUCUAAAUUCUAUUCAUACUUGGUAUAGAAGAAAACCAAAGUUUAUUUUGUGAUGCACGCUUUGAAUGUAGUUUGUCUUAGGCAGGAUUAAGGAACGAGUACAUAUAAAAAUAAAAACAGAUUUUGCUU